Messenger RNA from Stylophora pistillata, 496 nucleotides. RefSeq names its product transient receptor potential cation channel subfamily M member 6-like. Lineage: Eukaryota; Metazoa; Cnidaria; Anthozoa; Scleractinia; Pocilloporidae. The record is from RefSeq and is a predicted model, not a curated record.
GGUUGUCAAAUGCUACCUUAAUAUGGCAUUGCAAGAUAUUCAGGACACAGAACAAACUCCUGAAGAGCAUACUAGGAAGGUCGUACAGGGACACACCCUUGCUUUUAACUUUGCAAGACAAUUGAGAGAAAGAGUGAUACAAGAGCAAGUUGAUGGAGAAUAUGGACAGGUAUUGGAGUACAGGAAAAUAUUCAUGGGUAAGACAGACAUUGAUGAGUUUCUCACAGUGGAAGAGUAUACUGAGGGGGACUUUGUCAAAUACAUUAGCAACAAUGAUCAAUUAUGUGGAAAAGAUAGCGAAAUAAGCAACAAGGCAGAAGCUAACCACAAGAAAUCAAAGGGAAAGCUGAUGUUGUUAGAUAUACAAGGCUCUGGUCAUACGUUUUAUGACCCUGAAAUUGCCUCAAGGCAGAUUAUGGAUGAACAUGGUAAAGUACAGUUUUGUACUGGAAAUCUUUCAAUAGCCGCUAUUGAUAACUUUUUUUUCAAAUCAUAG